This is a messenger RNA of Corticium candelabrum, 1771 nucleotides long. RefSeq names its product endo-1,4-beta-xylanase Z-like. The coding region runs from base 174 to 1310 and encodes 378 amino acids. Gene Ontology annotation, molecular function: hydrolase activity, hydrolyzing O-glycosyl compounds. NCBI's taxonomy places the organism in Eukaryota, Metazoa, Porifera, Homoscleromorpha, Homosclerophorida, Plakinidae. The record is from RefSeq and is a predicted model, not a curated record. Gene Ontology annotation, biological process: carbohydrate metabolic process. The transcript is spliced from 8 exons.
AGGAGUUGCAUGCUUAAUUAAAGCUUGUAAGUGUAUAACAACAGUUUUGAAGCAGCAGGACAAACAUGUAUUUGCUACAGCUCCAGUCAUGGUAGCCACGCCUCGAUCGCAAAGAGAUAGUUCGAAGGAGGCGUUGCUAGCGAGACUGUGCAACAUACAAAAUACAAAAUACAAUGCCCACGCAUAUACGGGUAGCGACCAGAGCAGGUGCAAUGAUUGCAAACGCUCGACAAGAGAUAGUAGGAUAUUUGUUCAUACUAGCAGUGACCUCUUGUUUCGGCGACUACCCACGUCUACGAGAGCUCGCUCAAAAGCGCAACAUCUUUGUCGGCUCUGCUGCAAAUGCAGGCCACAUCUCAUCGGACUCUGAUCAUGAGUACGACAAGGUACUCAAGGAACAGUUCAGUCUAGUGACGCCCGAGAAUGCCUGCAAAUGGCCAGCUACGGAGCCUCAGCAAGGCAUGUUCGACUUCAAGGAAUGCGACCUCGUUUACAACACGACUAGACAGUACAAUCAGUCUUUUCGAGGACACAACCUUUGCUGGGGUGUUCACAACCCAUCUUGGCUCGCUAACCUUGCGGGAAACAGAUCGGCACUAGAAGCUGCGCUUCAAAACCACAUCACGGCGGUAGCAGGACGAUACCACGGCAAAGUUUAUGCAUGGGAUGUAGUCAAUGAGGCUGUAUCGGAUCAUCCCAACGGUAGUGACUAUUUGAAACAUAACAUCUGGUAUCCAACAGUUUCCAACUAUAUUGAUCUUGCUUUUCAAACUGCCCAGAAAGCAGAUCCGCAAGCCAAACUAUUUUACAAUGAUUAUGCAGCUGAGGGUCUCAACAGUAAGAGCAACGCCAUCUACAACAUGAUCAAAUCGAUGCUGUCUAGAGGGAUUCCUAUCCAUGGAAUAGGACUACAAGCCCACCUAUCGAUUUCUGCAAGUAAAGAGAUGCUCGCCGAGAGUAAAUUGUCUUCUCCUCCUUCUUAUGAUGAUAUGGCUGCAAAUGUAAAGCGUUUUGCUGAUCUUGGACUAGAAGUUCAUUUCACGGAGUUGGACGUCAACAUGAAAGGUGCGACCGGAUCCGACAGUGAAAAAUUUGAGAAACAAGCACAAGUGUACAAGAGUGUUUUAGAAGCGUGCCUCAGCAACAGCAAAUGCAAAAACUAUGAAGUAUGGGGCUUUACGGACAAGUACACGUGGCUGGGUUCUGAGAAUAAGCCCGAUCUCUUUGAUACUAAGUACCAUCCGAAGCCCUGCUUUAAGGGUGUCGUCACCGCUCUGGAAGAAAGACAUCACGUGACUGGCCUUAAUUAACUAAUCGAGUCACUCAUGAUAUUGACUUCCAGUUCAUACGGUUCGCCGCCGCGGUUCUCAUCUCUAGCUUGGCGUGUGCUGCUUGUAGUAUCUGUUGUGGACGACAUAGUCAACAGUUAGCUCACAUACUUAGUAAAUAUAUACUAAAACGUCGACCUUGAACGGUAAAGACAUGGAAGAGGAACGCACGUGCAAGCACGGACGGUUUCGGUAGGACUGACUUACUGUCAGUACGGUACCGCCACGCAGUUAUCAUGUGAAGGACGUCAACCCCCAGCAUAUUUCACAUAACGCAGAUAUUAUAGGACAAAAUUUAGAGCUUCAUAAUUUUUUACGUGACCAAAUAUUUUUUAAGAAUUGUACAUUACCAUUUAAUUAAGUAAUUUAAUUAUUUUAACUUUGUUUCUCGCUUUAUUGUACAAAUCGAUAUUUUUAAUCAAGAGAAGUCAGGUGCAGAAUCA